Molecule: messenger RNA, 1289 nt
Organism: Gigantopelta aegis
Lineage: Eukaryota; Metazoa; Mollusca; Gastropoda; Neomphalida; Peltospiridae
Product: SAC3 domain-containing protein 1-like
Exons: 8
Coding region: 98-1252 (384 amino acids)
Biological process (GO): spindle assembly; centrosome duplication
Cellular component (GO): spindle; nucleus; centrosome
Source: RefSeq, a predicted model, not a curated record
CCUGUUAGCAAAAUGUCUACAUCAAAAUAUAAACAAACCUCUCUUUGGCUUUUGUACAAAAAAUGGAUCGGGUGAUCAAUAACUAAAUGCAUCAGAGAUGGAGUGUGAAAAGUCCAUCAUAGGAACAUGCCAAACUAUGUGUUCUUUGGAUGAAAUUAAAAUGAGGGAAAAGGAGGGCCGUCUCCACCAGUUAGAGUCGUCACAUGAAAGAAGAGCCGAGAAGUACAGGAAUCGGAAAUUACAAACUGCAGAAGUUGGUAAAAUGAUCAAAGAAUACAGCCGGCCAGCUGCAGGGUGUCACGUACCGGGCCCAGAGAGUCUUCGUCCAGCUCCAGUACUGCUGAAAACUGUGCAGUAUAUCUUUAAUAAGAUUAUUCCACGAACUGACCACAGGUGGGCUGUGAUAUACGAUUUCUCAUUUGACCGACUGCGGGCAGUGCGACAGGAUAUGGUUAUACAGAGAAUCGAAGGUCUUGAUGGAAUUGUUCUUUUGGAGAGCUGUGUGCGCUUCCACAUCUAUGCAGGAUAUAGGUUGGGAACAGCAAAUAUUUCGACCUUCGACCCUGUCAUAAACUCCCAGCAUGCCCAGGAGUGUCUGAAGCGCCUCCUGGUGUUGUAUGAUGAGGUACAAGGAACUCACAAAUGCCGGGAACAGUUCGAGAGUAUUUAUCUUCUGUAUAACCUGGGAGAUAUGAAUGCUCUGAGACAUUGCUUGGAUCUGAAGAGAGAACUGAGACACUCUCUGUGUUUACGCCUGGCCUUUGCUAUCAGUGCUAGUCACAUGACAGGCAACUAUGUGCGGACAAUUCGGCUGGCAUGUCGUCUUCCCUGCCCAAUUUGUCAGUGUGCCUUUCAUCGCCAUCUCAAACACAUACAACAAUGUGCUAUAAGGACGAUGUCUUCUGGAUUUAGCAGUAAGAACACCAGGUUUCCCUGCAGCAAGCUCCAGGAUCUGUUGGCUGCUAAUUGUGAAGACGACAUCAGAAAUAUGGCCACCACCUGUGGGUUGAAUGUUUCCAGUGGAUUUGUUUGUUUUCAGAAAAGCAGUUAUGUUAGUGAUAAUGUGCUUCCAACAAGUGACUGGGCAUUUUUGGAAGAAAAGUUAUCUGAACACAACAUUUCAGACCUGUUGAUGGGGGAGACAGACAGACACAUGGACAGACAGACAGAUUCUGAACAGACAGAUCUGGAAAUUCAAAUGCAAAAACUUUCAGUCAAUCCAUCAUCAUCAUCUGAAGCCAAAAUUUCAUGAUGUAGUCAAAUGUAUUUUUUGUGCAAGUCAGAUCAGU